CCAAACAUGUUAAGUGAAAAAAGAUUAACUGGAGAAAAAGAAUUAAUUGUUAAAGAACACAAAAAAAUAUUUAUUUGAAAUUUCUUUUGAGACAUUUAUAUGAGACUCCACUUAUAUCUCAGUGGAAGGGGGGCUGUCAAGAAGCCAUUCUUAAUGAAAGGAAACAGAGACAUAAGGCUGAUGUAUGCCAAAUUACACAAGAAGCUUCAUAUGGGGUUGCCACAGCAGAUGGAUCCAUAGAUUUUUAUACCAGGUAUCUUUAAUGAUCCAGCCCACCCUGAUAUUGUGCUCAGAUUACUCUAUGGUGUUUAUUUUCGAAAUGACAAAUCAGUCUGAAGCCACAAAAACCUGUGGCUCUCAAAGGAUUUCAAGAUUUUAACUGAUGUUUUAACGCUCCUCUUAUCUCCUUAUUCCUAAUAUGUUUUUACUGACCUCUAGUGGCACACCUAAACUACUGCAGGGGAAACGGUCCGCUGAACUAUGCCCACAUGCGUAACUUCCUCUCCUCUUCCUGUUUAUUUUUUUCUAAGGUACCAUUCUCAUACUGAAUGAAACACUCCAGGAGCUCUGGGUUCCAGAAGGUGAGAAGGAGACGAUAUGCUCAUGUUGUUAUCACCAAUAGUGUUUGAAAGGUAGUGUGUUGCAAGCAGCGAACAAUAAACUCAUGACAGAAAACCUCCUAGAAUGCUACUGAAUUUCCCAGAAGCUAUCGCCUCAUCUGUUUGCUUGAGAAAAGUAUUUCUCUCCUGCCAUCCCCAGUGAAACAGGAGACGCAUGUCACGGAUUAGGAUCACACUUGACAGUGUUACCAAGGCAGUAGGUGGCACGGACUUCAUCUCCAAGUUCUCCCGGCUCAAGGCGGGGGGCGGCGGUGGCACAGCUGAGAGCACCCACGCAGAAAAGUCUCGGGUAAAAGUCGAGACCGUAGCCUCAAAGGCCACUGCUUCACCACCUGAAACUACAAUGAAAGUAGAAGAUGAAGGUGAGGAGACGAAUAAGGAGCAGGAGCAGAUUACAGAGAAGCCCUUUGUUUCCACAAAGAAGUCCAUAUCCACUUUGGGUUCAGCAGCAAGUGUUUCUGCCCCUUCCUCUAAUGUGGCAAAACAAACGAUGCAGCUGCUCCAGCCGGCAGCUCUGUCUACCAACAUGGAUGAGACCUACAAAACCCUGGCCAAUCACAUUGACGCUUAUUUCGGACCCAGCAUAGAAGGAGAAAUUGGCGAGAGCAGUCAGCAGCAGCACAUAGAAGGGGACGAUCAUGUUGCUGGACCAGUUCCUCAGUUUUCCUCUCAGAAGAAGGGGGACCACAUUCCUGUUUUGUCUCCAGUAGGAAAAAGUGUUGAGGUGCCGACUACAAUUCCUGCCUCUGCCUCUUCCUCUUUGCCUAGUCCUCCAGUAGAGGCUCCUUCUGCCGAAAGCGAAGCUGUGCCGACGGCCUCCCCUAGAAAAGGCUUCACUCAUUAUCUGUCCUACCCGCGGCCCAGUGUUCAGGCUUUUGUCGGCAGCUACAUCGCACCACUGGUCCCCAAAUUUAGAAGCGAUUCCAAAAAAAUGGCAGACACGUCUUCAGAUGUUGCCGUGGAUGAUGCCACUCCAGAGAAGGAAGGAGUAAAGACAGAGAGUGAGGAAGAGAAAGCCGAGAAAGCAAAGCGAGAGCUGCUAACUCAAAGGGAAAAGAUAAUAGCCAGGGUGAGCGUAGACAACAGGACCAGAGCUCUGGUGAAAGGCCUGCAGUCCGUCACUGAUGUCAAACUCCUCACUGCUCGAGUGGAGGAGCUUAGCAGCCAUCUCCUGGAAUUCCCAGAGACUCGAGUUGUGGCCAUCAAGGAGAAAGCGCUGCCCUGCCUUCUACGACUGCGCCAGGCCAGAGAUCUUCCUCUUCAGGCUGCGGUGAGAGAAGCAUUGGCUCUGACUGGCUACACCGAACCAGUCAAAGGCAGAGGAAUUAGAGUCCUGUCCAUAGAUGGAGGGGGAACAAGGGGGUUGCUGGCCCUGCAGACUCUCCGUAAGUUGCAGGACCUCACAGGGAAACCAGUCCACCAGCUCUUUGAUUACAUCUGUGGGGUCAGCACAGGUGCCAUUCUGGCUUUCAUGCUGGGGAUUUUCCAGGUCCCCCUGGAAGAGUGCGAGAAGAUGUACCGGGAGCUGGGCUCGGAUGUGUUCAAACAGAAUGUGAUCGUUGGAACAAUGAAGAUGGGCUGGAGUCAUGCUUUCUAUGACAGUGAGAUGUGGGAGAACAUCCUCAAAGAACGGAUGGGUGAUGGGCGUAUGAUCGAUAGUGCCAGGAAUCCCCACUGCCCAAAAGUGUCAGCAGUGAGCACUAUUGUGAAUAGAGGUCUUCCUCUGAAGGCAUAUGUGUUCAGGAACUAUCGACUCAUGCCAGGAGUGAGAUCUCACUACCUUGGAGACUGCAAACACAAGAUGUGGCAGGCUAUCAGGGCCUCGUCUGCUGCUCCGGGCUACUUUCAGGAAUUUGUUCUGGGAAAAGACCUUCAUCAGGAUGGAGGACUCCUAAUCAACAACCCCACAGCUCUGGCUAUUCAUGAGUGUAAGUGUCUGUGGCCAAACACACCCCUGCAGUGCGUGCUGUCUCUGGGCACCGGGCGGUACGAGACAGUGGGCAAGAAUAGCACAACCUACACAAGCCUCAAGACCAAACUGGCUCACGUCAUCAGUAGUGCCACAGAUACAGAGGAGGUACACACCAUGCUGGAUGCUCUCCUGCCCCCGGACACCUACUUCCGCUUCAACGCCUACAUGAGUGAGGACAUCCCGUUGAAUGAGAACCGUGUAGAGAAGCUGAACUUCCUCAAGAGCGAGGGCGAGCGCUACCUCGAGCGCAACGAGGCCAAGCUGAGGAAGGCGGCUAGCGUCCUGGGCCAGGAGAAGAGCGCCAUGCAGCGACUGGCUGAGUGGGCCAAGCUCAAGGCCGACAUGUACGAGGGUUUCCCCUUCGUCUCCAAGCUCUAGCCUGGUAGCAGUGUGACCCUAAGGGUUUAUUUUUUAAGGUACAAAGACAGAGAGGGAGGCAAAUACACCCCAAUGGAAUCAAUGUUGUGGAAAACAUGCAUACUAGGAACAUUUUCAUGCAUCUGGUGAGACAGUUUGAAGUUAAAUGCCAAAUGUUUACACUGUUUUACCGCAGCUACCUAACACUAAAGAUCCUUUGGUCAUAUUGAUGUUUAAUAAAUAACACGUUUAAUACAAUUUGCUGUUGGUGGAGAAGGACGUGUCUAUAAUAGAGACAGAAUGUUCUACAAGAACGGAGCAGGUUUUGACACUACAGCGGAAACCUUUACGUGGCUGAGGGAGGAGGAAAACGUAAGAAAAUGCUGGUUUACUGGUUUUUGGGACGCACAAAGAUGGGCAUGUGAUAGCUGUUAUACACAACAGUUUACUUAUGGUUAUUCGGUAAAGGAAGUGAGCUUUGUUUUCUUUUUCAGUAACUUGAAUACAUAAAGAUGUAAUUAAUACAUGAUUGCACCGUGAGAACAUGAGUGUGACUGCCUAUCUGUAACACUGUACACAAGUUAACACCUCAUGCACUUUUUAAAGGGUAAUUCUUAGCCUCUCUGUUGAGAAUGAUGUAAAUACAUUUUGUGGUAAUUAUGAAAUAAGUAAUUAUGAAGUGUUUGCAGUGUUAGAAUUUAACAAUAUAAAAAAAGUGUGCACAUACAGCCACUUUGAAGACCGAUACUAAAGUAAAAGAAAGUGUUACAAUCUGGUAAAAAGCAUGUCUAUCCCGCUUUAAGCAGCUAGUUGUGGCCCCAUGGUUAAUAUAAAGCUUUUACCUUGAACCUCGAUCAAGCCUGAUUUCUAUUUCUGCACAAUUUAUAAACUAAACAGACUUUUGACAUUGUGAGAAUCCUUACUGCCCUGACCCCUUUCUUCAUUACUUAGCGGAAUGCCAAAAAUGAGCAAAAUGUAAUGAUAUAAUAAAAUUAUAUCUCAAACCA
Oreochromis aureus is the source of this 3956-nucleotide messenger RNA. It is a transcript of the gene pnpla8, whose product is annotated as patatin-like phospholipase domain containing 8. Gene Ontology annotation, cellular component: membrane. The record is from RefSeq and is a predicted model, not a curated record. Gene Ontology annotation, biological process: arachidonate metabolic process. The transcript is spliced from 10 exons. Lineage: Eukaryota; Metazoa; Chordata; Actinopteri; Cichliformes; Cichlidae. The coding region runs from base 775 to 2970 and encodes 731 amino acids.